AAGUGUGUAAUUUAUGAGGUCACGAAGAAGAAGGAAACAGAACUCGAUAGCUAAGAUGGCGGAGGAAAAGCAGGAAUCCUCACAGGGAGACAUCGAGGGAGUUAAUUGCCUUGCCUAUGAUGAGGCUAUAAUUGCUCAGCAGGACAAGAUUCAGCAGGAGAUCGCAAACACUAACCCGCUGGUGUCGGACAAACAGGACCUGUCAGUGCUUCAGAAAGAAUACGCCGAGGAUGACGCAGUUUACCAACUCAAGCUCAAGGACCUAUACAAAAAGUAUGCAUACAUCCGGAAAACACGACCGGAUGGAAACUGCUUUUACAGAGCCUUUGGCUUCGCUCACCUGGAGUCCCUGCUUGAAGACAGCAAAGAACUUCAGAAGUUCAAAGCAGUUGCAGCUAAAAGCAAACAUGACCUGGUUAACGAAGGCUUCACUGAGUUUACCAUUGAGGAUUUCCACAACACAUUCAUGGACUUGAUUGAAGUAUGUGAGAAACAGCCAAGCCUGCAGGAGCUGCUGAACUCUUUCAAUGACCAGAAUAUGUCGGACUACGUUGUUGUUUACCUGCGCCUCCUUACCUCAGGCUACUUGCAGCGAGAGCACGGCUUCUUUGAACACUUUAUCGAGGGAGGACGUACCAUCAAGGAGUUCUGUCAGCAAGAAGUAGAGCCCAUGUCUAAAGAAAGUGACCACAUCCACAUCAUUGCCUUAGCCAAGGCCCUGAACGUGUCCAUUCUGGUGGAGUACAUGGACAGAGGUGAAGGAGGAACUGUCAAUCACCACGUCUUCCCUGAGGGAGGUGACCCCCGCAUCUUCCUGCUGUACAGACCCGGCCAUUACGACAUCCUGUACAAAUAACACUCCUGGACCACAUGUGAAAACGUCCUCCUCAAGCUGUGCUCCGCAGAGGUGCAUUGAACAUCAACUGCCACGUUGGUUGAAAGUUGCAUCCAAGUCUGCGAAUGUUCUCAUUUUAUUUGGAAAUAAAAAAAAAAAAAAGAAAUCACAUAAGUCUCAUCUACCCCUCUUACUUCCAAACCCCAAGGUUACCUCCCACUGUCAAUGAAAUGGUUAACAGAAAAUAGGUAGAAAAUAGAAUUGACUCCAGCCGUUUAGUUGUACAGGUUAUUUUUUUUUCUUUUGUGGUUGUAAAUGUUAUCUUCUUGCUUUGUUUGAUUCUCUUCCUUUGUUACACUGCAGUUCAUUGAGUUUUAUUAAAGCAAUUUACAUCUUG
Messenger RNA from Cyprinodon variegatus (sheepshead minnow), 1232 nucleotides. RefSeq names its product OTU deubiquitinase, ubiquitin aldehyde binding 1 (gene otub1b). The transcript is spliced from 7 exons. The coding region runs from base 14 to 856 and encodes 280 amino acids. Gene Ontology annotation, biological process: protein K48-linked deubiquitination; negative regulation of double-strand break repair. The record is from RefSeq and is a predicted model, not a curated record. Lineage: Eukaryota; Metazoa; Chordata; Actinopteri; Cyprinodontiformes; Cyprinodontidae. Gene Ontology annotation, molecular function: ubiquitin binding; cysteine-type deubiquitinase activity. Gene Ontology annotation, cellular component: nucleus.